UACGUCAAAAAGUGUAAACAAAAAUCUUCACAUAAAGCUUCACAUUAUCCUCGUAAAACAAAAACUCGAACUUCUGAGCGCUGCUAAAAAUCAGUAUCCGGCUCCAAAUACAUUUUAUUCCUGAUUUUCCGGUUCCUUUUCAAAGCAUUAUGAUUUGCAACAUCGCCACAUCGGAAAACCUCUCGUGCAACAUCGCCAAUCUGUGCCGAGUUUGUUCAGCGCCCGGGUCACACAAUAUUUUCCUCAAAAUUCCAGCCUACCUGCACGAACAUCCCCGGGAGUGUGUUCGCUGGUCGUCGCCGAUCCAUAGGUUAGUCACGGAAGUAACAGGUCUGGAUAUUACACCGGACGAUGGGCUUCCUCAGAAAAUUUGCGUCGUUUGCAUCUCGUACCUGAAGCACGCGUACACAUUCCGGAGGCAGACGAUUGACAAUGUCGCGGCACUGUUGGCCGCCAAGUAUCUCAUCGGGGUGCAAGAACAGAGCAAAGAUGCCAAGAAGAACGUAGACAUAAUGGAACUUAUUCCGACAAUGGUGAGCCCGACGGUGAUUCGACCCAACGUCAACGAAACCAGUUACAAAAUGAUGAACUUCGGAGGGAAAGGACGGAAAUCGAUUCCCUAUCAGAAGAACUUGGACAAAGAAGUGCUUGGGCAAGUAUUAGGUGGGAGUGCUCAGAAAAGAAAGAAGCAGAAUAAUGUGGAAGAGGAACGACGACGAAUAGAGGAAGCACGCCUAAGCAGAUGGCAAGAUUCAUCUCCCGAUGAGAAUGCAGCAGGAACUUCUGGGGGAUUUUUCAGCUAUACGGAAAAAGAGUUUCAGGAAGAUGACAUUAUGGAGCUGGACAUUCUGAAGGAACACAAUAUAACAUUUAAUCUACCAGAAGACUAUAAGGAGAAAAAGUGUCCUUCUUGUCGGAGGCGGUUUAUGUUCGAUGAGUCGUAUAAUGAGCACCUUAAAGAAUGUCUCCUGUUUAAGCUGGUUAAGUUUAUUCGGGAAGUCUAUCAUUUCCUUUAUUUGAAGGAAAAUCGAUCCAUUUCGUCGUUUGAAUUUAUUAGAAGGGUUGUAUUCUCUGUUAGGAAAACGGUUGAAGUGAUUUCCUGCUAUGACGAGGGAAAUGUUGAACCAGAAUCAGAAACUGUUGAGAGCUCUAGCGUAAAGACAGCUGAUGAGGACACAAUCAAAAUUGAACGCUCUUUUCUAAGCAAUUUGGAAAAACUUCGCCUUAAUUACAAUCCAGAAGGAUCUAAAAUUAUGUCACCCACCAUUCUGCAGCAACAACUAGAUGACGGUCCCUGUUCGGUCACCACAGAGUCUAGUUCGAUAUCACCUCUUUUGGCAAUCACUCGUUGCGAAGAGUGCAGUAAAACAUUCGAAACGGUCACUGAACUCGAAACGCACAAUAAACACUACCAUUGUAUACCACCUACAAUCGCAACAACGCCGAACAAUCUCAAAAGGCCUGCACCGUUCCCCCCAGCACCGAUUGCACCUACUCCGGAAGAAGUAGAAAUGAUCAAAAAUCGACUUUGCCUACAAACGCCGGACUCGUCUUGUGGCGGCGGACGUCCAACUGGCAGCAGUAGCGACGACCAACGGAAAACGGUUAGCUGCAGAAAAUGCAAACAGCGAUUCUACACAAUAACUCAGCUGGACAAUCAUCAGAUUCGCCUCUGUCAGCGAAACUCGCCACCCGUUCAGAGUCAGGUGGCACAAAGUUCAGCCGAACGGAACCGGAAGAAUCUAAACGCCAGCUACUUUUAUACCAUGGAGUUGCUCAAGGAUAUGAAGUAGUCACGUGUGGAACAUCGUGACUUUUUUGUGUAACAUUUUGUUAAUUAACUUUCGCUUAUUUAUACGUGCUCCUUAAUGAUUUUAGAAAACUUAUCUCAUAGUAUACGUGUCGCUGUAGUUUUAAUCCUAAAUUCCAACAUUUUUAUUUUUUUUUAAAGAUAAUUCUAACGAAUUAAAAAAUUUUUUUUGUUAAACCUACUGCAGUAUUUAGUCAGAAUUUUGUACGCAACAGCGAGUUUUUUGAAGUAAGCACGAAAAUUUCCAUUGCAACACAGAGACUUGACCGUAGCAGACAAAUAAAUAUUCGUUUUUUGUAUAAAACUCAUAAA
Messenger RNA from Armigeres subalbatus, 2122 nucleotides. RefSeq lists its product as uncharacterized. Gene Ontology annotation, molecular function: zinc ion binding. Gene Ontology annotation, cellular component: nucleus. NCBI's taxonomy places the organism in Eukaryota, Metazoa, Arthropoda, Insecta, Diptera, Culicidae. The coding region runs from base 150 to 1793 and encodes 547 amino acids. The transcript is spliced from 2 exons. The record is from RefSeq and is a predicted model, not a curated record.